Molecule: messenger RNA, 632 nt
Organism: Cimex lectularius (bed bug)
Lineage: Eukaryota; Metazoa; Arthropoda; Insecta; Hemiptera; Cimicidae
Exons: 7
Coding region: 53-493 (146 amino acids)
Molecular function (GO): odorant binding
Source: RefSeq, a predicted model, not a curated record
GUCGAAAACCCAUCAGUUGUAUUAGAACGACGAUCCGAGAGACACUCAGAAAAUGGCGAACCACAUGACAAUUUUAAUCUUGUUUGCUGUCGGAAUCGCGUCCUCGACCCAAUUCGACAUAAAAGCAGCAACUGAUGCUGAAUUCAACGCGUUCAGGGUUACCGCCGCAGAGGAAUGUCGUGUUGAAAACCACGUAGCAAAAGGUGAAUGGGAGAAACUCGCUGCGAAUCGGCAUAUGCCGCAUGACAAGAAUCUCUCGUGCAUGGCAGCUUGCUUUAUGGAAAAAUUUAAAUCGCUCAACACCGACGGGACAUUGAACUGGGAACAAAUCGAACUCUGGAACAAGAAAGAGCAUGGAGAGUUAGGAGUUCAAUACUUGAAAAUUUGCAGGCCCAAAGUUGAUGAAACUGCAGAACGAUGCGAGCUCGCCAGAGCUCUUGUCGAUUGCUACUUUGUUGAGGGAGAGAAACUCGGAUUAUUCAACAAGCCUUAACUUUCUCCGUGUCAAGUGUUUGUUUAUAAGUUAUGGUUCAUUUGUUCUCAAUGGCCUCAAUCACCAUCUUAAAUUUACGAAUUACCAGUAAGAUGUAACUUUUUUUUUAAUAAUGAUUAUAUAAAUAUUUCAAAAAUUC